UCAUCCAUGGAUUAUUCUACUAAUUAUACAUAUUUAUCUUUGGAAGGGCAUGUGGAGUUGGAGAAAUACAGAUAUUUUUACUUUCUAAUUACUUUCACAGUUUACAUUCUGAUAAUUUGCUGUAAUGCUGUUGUCAUUUAUGUCAUUUACACAAACAAAUGUCUCCAUGAGCCGAUGUACAUAUUCAUUGCUGCUUUACUUUGCAAUGCUCUUUUUGGAACAGCUGCCUUAUACCCUAAAUUACUGAGUGAUUUACUCUCUGAAACACCAGUUAUCUCUCGUGAAGCCUGUAUGUUUCAGGCCUUUUGCAUUUAUACAUAUGGAGCUUCAGAGUUCACACUGUUAUCAGCUAUGGCCUAUGACAGAUAUGUGUCCAUAUGUAAACCAUUACAAUAUGCAACACUUGUAAAAAUGUCCACCAUCAAAAAGCUCUUAUUUUUCUGUUGGUUUGUGCCUUCAUGUGAAAUGGGCAUAUCCAUAAUAUUAACAUAUCGACAGCUGUGUAAAUUUAAAUUAAACAGAAUAUACUGUAAUAAUUAUGCAAUUGCUAAAUUAAGUUGUGGAGACAUAACUGUUAUGAAUACAUAUGGGCUGUGUCUCCUAAGCAUUGUUGUAUUACCACCAGUGAUCUUCAUAAUCUACUCAUAUAUUAGAAUACUUGAUGUCUGUUUAAAGAAUUCAAAAGAUUUCAGAAGAAAAGCUCUACAGACCUGCUUCCCACACCUUGUCAUUUUCAUCAGUGUCGCUGUUACGGUAUGUUUUGAAGUGAUUAACAGCAGAUUAGAAGGAAAUGUUCCUCAUAUAUUUGCCAUGAUAAUGUCAGUUGAAAUUUUAGUUGUUCCUCCCAUAAUGAAUCCUAUUAUAUAUGGACUUAAACUGCAGGAGAUAUCAAAUAGAAUAAAGAAAAUAAUUUGGAAUAAGAAGAUAUUUUUUUAG
This is a messenger RNA of Colossoma macropomum (tambaqui), 936 nucleotides long. RefSeq names its product olfactory receptor 6N2-like. Gene Ontology annotation, molecular function: olfactory receptor activity; G protein-coupled receptor activity. The transcript has a single exon. NCBI's taxonomy places the organism in Eukaryota, Metazoa, Chordata, Actinopteri, Characiformes, Serrasalmidae. Gene Ontology annotation, cellular component: membrane. Bases 7 to 936 code for a protein of 309 amino acids. Gene Ontology annotation, biological process: G protein-coupled receptor signaling pathway. The record is from RefSeq and is a predicted model, not a curated record.